Molecule: messenger RNA, 2795 nt
Organism: Lampris incognitus (smalleye Pacific opah)
Lineage: Eukaryota; Metazoa; Chordata; Actinopteri; Lampriformes; Lampridae
Product: zinc finger protein 226-like
Exons: 2
Coding region: 214-1443 (409 amino acids)
Biological process (GO): regulation of transcription by RNA polymerase II
Cellular component (GO): nucleus
Molecular function (GO): RNA polymerase II transcription regulatory region sequence-specific DNA binding; DNA-binding transcription factor activity, RNA polymerase II-specific
Source: RefSeq, a predicted model, not a curated record
CUGAAGGAGGAGGAGAGAAGAAGAAUGAGAAGAAGGAAAAGGCAAAGAAGAAGAAAGUGAAGAAGAAGAAGAAGAAGCAGCCGAAGAAGAAGACGGCGAAGAAGAAGAAGAAGGCGAAGAAGAAGAAAGAAGAAAGAAAGGAGAAAAGAAAGAAGAACGCAAACAAACCAACUUUGCUCCGUCGUGGUUUGCAGAUGCAGCCUUUGUUGAACCAUGUCUAGAAUGAAUGUUUUAAGAGCGCUAGUCAGCGAGCUACUAAAUGCGGCGGUCGAGGAGAUAUUAGGAGCCUUCGAGAGGACCAUAGUAGAGUAUGAGGAAGAGAUAGAUCGACAGAAGAGGCUGCUGGACGUCUUCUUGCAACCCGAGAUUACGGUGCAGAAAAUAGACUUCGAGCAAUCUGAUCAGGAUUUAAAACAGGAGCAGAGCCCCAGUCUGAGCCAGGAGGACCCAGAGCCUCCUUAUAUUAAAGAAGAACAACAGGAACUUGGGAUCAGUCAACAGGAAGACCAACUGCAGGAAAAAAAUGAAAUCUCUGGGUCCAUAUAUAACCCGCAUUGUGAUGGUUCGGGUCUUGGUAAAGAUCAGUCUCUGCCCUUGCAGGACAAAAAUGAUAUGUCUGGGUCCAUAACUAAACCUGUUUGUGAUGGUAGUGGUCUCGGUAAAGAUCAGUCUCUGCCCUUGCAUUCCCUUGCAUACCUAAUCGGGAGCGUAACAGAAACCCCAGCCACCUCAUCUGAGUUGACACAAUCAGAUGCAAAUGAAGAUGACUUUCCAAUGUCAGAAUCGACUAGUACCUGCCAACCCCUUUCACUCCACUGUCAUGCAGCCGAAACUUCCAGCUGUGAAAACAGCAAGGAUGGAGAUGGAGCGUUAACUGAAGGCUUAGUGCUGAAACCAAUUAAAAAGCUUUAUAGCUGUGUUUUUUGUGGCAAAGAAUGUUCUAACGCCACAAACCUGAAAUGUCAUAUGAGGAUCCACACAGGGGAGAGGCCUUUCAGAUGCCUCACGUGUGGGAAAAUGUUUACCCAAAAGGCACAUUUGCAAAAGCAUGUAAGGACCCACACGGGGGAGAAGCCGUUUUUGUGCCAGGUUUGUAGGAAAGGGUUCGGCUCGAAUUGGCAUCUCAAACAACAUGUCAUGAUCCACACAGGUGAGAAGCCUCACACUUGUGGCCACUGCGAAAAGCGUUUCACCGACUAUUCGUCUUACAAAAGACACCUUUGGGUGCACACAGGUGAGAAGCCUUAUAAAUGUGACCACUGUGAAAAGAGGUUUUCUGACAAUUCAUCUUUUACAAAACACCUUCGUACCCACUUGGGGGCGAAACCUUACCAAUGUAAUGUUUGUGAGAAAAGUUUCUCCAUGAGCGCAGUCCUCAAAAUGCACAUGAGAAUUCAUACAGGGGGAAAACCUUAUAAAUGCAGCACUAGUGAUACAGAGUGAAUCGCUUCUGCUUGGCUCUGGACAAGUGUCACAGCACACCAGUUAAAGAGAACAGCGCUGAAAUUUUUUAAGAACUGAUAUGUUCUUUUGUAAUCUUUCACACCACAUGUAGCAUUAGCGGCUUGAGUGUCAAUCAAAUGGUGAUCUAUUAACAGAUUCUAUAUAUAUAUAUAUACAAUCUGUAGGCAUGGAACAGGAUUUUAUUAUCGGAAGUGUAAAUGUAGGCAUAGAAGUGUAAAGGAACAUGCUUUGGUUGCAUGUUGGUAACAAUCUGUGGGGUGCAAAAGGCGGAACGCAUUGGCCGAAAUGUUGUCUGGACCUAAAACCUGUGAAACAAUCCGGUCUUAGACGUCAUCUCUCAACUUGAACUCCCUUGUUGCGUCUCAACUAGCUAAUCUGACUAAACAAGGACGGGUGCAUGGAAGAGGAAGUCUUCAUAAGAAACGGAAGCACCGAAAUAUUGGCUGUUGUCCCCAGAGGCGACCUCUUGGUUCUGAUGAUCGAAUGGCAGCUCAAAAAGAACUGAAGCAAAUUGUUCUUUUUUUUUUCUCAAUAUCACUCGCUAUUUUAGUGUUAUUGUGAAUCUUUUUCAUUAUCAUUGAUACUUGGGACCUGUCUCAUGAAGCUCGUUGUUGUUAACCGUGUUUUGAUUUAUAUCUCAUUAAUUCUGUAUAGAUGUGAUUUGUUUUCUCCUUUCAGGCAUGGCAACAACGUACUGUAAUUUGUUGCCUCGCAGAGAGAGGGUACAGGGCUUGAUCUCAGCCCUUUAGUGGAGAGUUAGUAUGUUGUGUGUUGUAUGCAUGGGUUUUCAUCUGGGUACUCGGGCUUCCUCUCGCAUUCCAGACAUGCAUUUUAGGUGAAUUGGAGAUUGAGUUGCCUAGUAUAGUAAAUGAAUGGAGUUCAGAUGUGCCUAGCUUGGCUUGUAUAUAUACUUCAGAUAGGUAUACUGGUAUGUAUUGUGAGGCCAUAUUACCAUAUUUGAAAUGUACAGGCUAUAUUUCUGACUUUUAGCUGGGGGGGGGGUAAUUUGGGUAAUCGGAUAAGACGCAUAGAGGCAAGGGUUAUUUGAGACUUGUUACACCCCUUUGCCCUUUGCUUGACAGUUUCUUUUUUAUUAGCGUAAAAAUUCUGUGCCGAGUGAAUGGUCUUAGAAAGGAUGUAGGAUCCUUAUAAUGCUUAUAUGAUGUACUCAAGCUAUACUAUCCUUUUGCCUUUAUGAGCAGUAAUAAACCUACUUAUAUAAGUAUUUACACUUUUCUGCAAUUCCCAUCCAGUAAUCUCAUUUAGGUUUUGCAGCAUUACUUUUUGUUGUAAGGUGUUGUGUUAUUUACAUGAGAAUAAAUAAAAAAUUA